Nylanderia fulva is the source of this 5480-nucleotide messenger RNA. Its product is annotated as protein Star. NCBI's taxonomy places the organism in Eukaryota, Metazoa, Arthropoda, Insecta, Hymenoptera, Formicidae. Gene Ontology annotation, biological process: endosomal transport; endoplasmic reticulum to Golgi vesicle-mediated transport. The record is from RefSeq and is a predicted model, not a curated record. Gene Ontology annotation, cellular component: endoplasmic reticulum membrane; Golgi apparatus; plasma membrane.
GCGAGCCUCUUCGCUCGCCGUCUGUCGCGCAGGAGGCUUCCCGGGUGCCUAUAUCGACACUGACAGAACAGAAGUUCCGUCGAAGAAAUGCGAGGGUCGGAGGCUCUUGGAGAAAGAGAUCCCCAGAGAGGGAGAAACAAGGGGUUCGUAUAUACGCUUGGGUGCGACGAGGACAGACGGUGACAGAUGCGGACGACGUGGCGGCGGCGACGGGCCAUCGUCGUGUGCAUGCCGUACUACACCGUCGUCGCUCUGCAAUGCGACAUUCGACCAUAAUACCAAUACACGUUUCCGCGACGCAGCCGCCACAAACGUCCUGGCACGCGGCUCGUUUGUCGCGUCGCGGAUCCCGACGUCGCCGUCUUUGUUCUCUGUCUGUCGGGUCGUUGUCGUUCCCGCUCGUAGAAUCGAUAUAUAUAUAUAUAUAUAUAUGUGCGAUUCGAUGUCGGUCAAACCCGAGGAAGUCGGCGACCGGCUAGACAGACGAGACGAGUCGCGCCGCCAGUGAGCGACGACGAUAUCUUUCUCUCUCUCGUUAACUCGCUCACGUCGGGGAAUUCUCGCGGGAGAAGUGUCAAUCGCGAGUGCAUUCCUGGAGAGAAGAAAUUCCCGCGAGAGAUCCCGAUUCAACCGAUCUUGGUAAGAGUGAGAUUUUGCUCCGGAUAUCGAGUUCUCAUUUCCAGGGAUGUGACAGCACAAAACUUGCGAGAAAUGUCAAUCCCGUGAAGAAUCGAAGGUCGUGCUAAGAAACACGUGGAAGAUCUUCGGAGCGGAGUUUGUAAUGAAUGCAUGGGAAAAUAAGGGAAAAAUUUAGAAAAGGGAUGACAGUGAAAGACUAUAUUUUAAGGCCUCUAUAUAUUCUAUAAAAAUCUGGCUCCAUUAUCGAGAAGCACGAGUCGAAUCCUUCGAGGGAACGCAGUCGUAUAAUAAAAAAAAAAAAAAAUAAAAGGAGAGCGAAACGAAGAAGGAUGUGCAGUGAAUGCUUGAAAUGUUUGAUUCUGUAAAAAGAUCCCUCAAGAACCAAUUAGACUAAUAUAUAUUUUCAAGACUCUUAAAGAGUUUCGAUUUUCAUAAAGAAUACAAGUGGAGCAAUUAAAAGACAGUUAAUUAUAUCUUGAAUAUUCAAUAUGAGGGAAAAUUCAAAGACAUCUCGCGCGCGAAGAAAUUCCAUGUUCUGUAAACUGUACUAGAAAGACACUUUAAAAUUAUUUGCUCGGGAUUGCAUUGGAUAUAUUCAAUUUAUUGCACAAUAAAUCUGCAACUAAAGGAGGCGAAGCGAGCUUCUCGAUUUCGAUUCAUCACUCUCCCGUCGACGCGUUCUUCAGAGAGAAAUUUUCACAUUGCAACGUCGGGGAAAGCGGAACGGGACAUACCCAGGAAAACGAUCUAUGAGACACACAGCACAACACAACAGGACGACAACACACUGGGAAGGUCGAGUCACGUGACACAGCGUUCGGCCAAACAAUAUUUUGAUCGCGCCACGAUACACAUUCGCAAUUUGACGUGAAAUAUCCGAUCAUCGGAGGAGAUAUACGACGACGUAUCGGUGCGGAAAAGUGCAGUUUGGGCCCGAUCGCGAAAUCGAAUCGAUUCGAAUAUCGUAGUGCGGUACUUGGGAGAUGUGACGAACGCUCGUGCGUGAGCAGAAACUGACCAGAGAUUGUAAAUGGUCCCGUUUUUAUAGACGCACGUCUCGCCGAUCUCUUCGAUUUCAUGAAUAAGGAAGAACACGGAGUCACCGUGGAACCGGUGAAAGGAAAAAUGCGUCCCGCAGUGGUACCUUCGUCAAACGCAGCUCUGCCGCCGUUUAUAGGGCCUAAUCUGGUCGGCACGUCGUUUACCAGUUAUAAAAGGGCCUGGUGGAAAAAAGUGGCCCCCUGCUUGGCCUUCAUCUCUGCCUUUUGCACAGCUAUGGCUGUGCUUCUCGUCUGGAGCGAAGCGGCAGCUUUGAGGAAACAGGCGUUCGAUGCGAAUAUGACCAGGGACUACGUGCUUGAAAGCGUUUCGAUGGACAAUCCGCAAUUGAUCGCGUACAUACGACAGGUGCAUCUGAAAUCCACGACCCAUCAGGACCCGUUGAACGCCAACGAAACGUCGGAGGAAAAGUAUGUGGUCAGCUUGUCGCAGAGCAAGCGCGAGGGUAUCUACGUGGAGUACAUCAGCAGGAUAGGCGUAACUUCCAGCACAACUUGGCUAGAGUCCAAUCUGAAUUGGCGUGGUAUUCUGAUACUAACCGAGCCCAAGAACUUUUUCGAAGCGCAGCGAAGCAGCAGGAAUCCGCGAUCGAGAGUUCUCCAUGCCUGUCUCAGCACAGACACGGAUACCAAAGAGAUAAAGUAUCACCAGGAGUCGGAGGUGCAGGUCACCAAAUUGGGCGACGGUCCUAACAGCCUUGUUUCGGACGACGGCUUUCCUACCACUAGGCUCAAGUGUUUUCCUCUCUAUAGCGUACUGUUGGCGUAUAACAUUACAACCUUGGAUUAUCUAAGCAUAGACAGUCCUGAUGCUCCCGAUGGCCAGGUACUCGACACCAUCCCUUGGGAUAUUAUAAGAAUAUCGAUACUGUCGAUACGCUGGCAUCCCAAUCAUAGCGAGACAGAGACGAAGAACUUUAUCGACAAGAUGACCAGUCGAAGAUUCAAGCACGUACACACGACAGACACCGGAAAGUGGAUAUUUUUGUACAAUACUCUGCGUAAGAUUUGAUUCUUGACUCAGGUUAAUGCGAUGGACAUAGAGAGGAGGGAGUCUGUCGCAGCGAUUCGAGACGCCAUUAACCCUUCUCGCUGCGCUUUUGAUUCGUUCUUAAUAUUUUAAUUACUGCCUAAAAAAAUAUUUCUUUCGAUCAAAAGUGCGAUCUCCCAUUUGAUCUCACGCAAGGACGAUUUAAUUUCACCGUCGAUAUUAAGGACACCGGAAGUAAUCAAUCCUAUGGAAAGAGUUUUCUGUCGAAUUUUCGAAUUUGUUGUCUCGGCACUUAACAAAAGGUAAGUAUGUCUUUCUUGCAAUUUAUAGGAUAUAAAAUGGCAACUUGAAAUGAGUAUUACUCAUUAACAAUCAUCGAUUGAAUCUCGAAAGACUCAUGAAUUUAAGAAUUUUUGAUCAAAGUUACAAUGGAAGAUAUAUAAUGAUUAUAUUUUGAACGAUUCAACGAUUUAAAGAAUUCAGUCGAAAUUAGAACCGAGAAAUUAAGAGAUUUUGAUUUUUCAGAAACUCAAAGGUACAAAAUUCUUUAAAUUAAAUAAAAAACUUAGGAAUUAAAUUUUGAGAGAGGGAUUUAUUUAUUUUUUUCAGAUUCUGAAAUAUUUAAAAUUGUAAUUUAAGUUUCAAAGAUCUUAUAAUGUAUCUCGACUCCAAAUUAUAUUGUAUAAAAUUUAAGAAUUCCCUCAAAUUGUUUUUGUAUGUAGUCUUCUUAUAAAUUGCCCUUAUCCAGGAGAUAAAUUGUGAUCCUACAUCUAAAAAGUUGUGUAACCUUGAGAAAUCGAGAAUUCGGAUUACUCUCCGGCGUUCUUGAUAUACAUUUAUCGAACCGUCAAUAAAGGAUUCAAAGAUUUCUCUCAUCGACGCAGACGAAAUGUAGUGACAUCGUAUUCUAAACACGCGUAUAUUUUGCAGUUGCUAUGACGGAAACGUGCGAAUCCUUAAAUCUGUUUCAUAGAUACAUGACUCUCUACAUAUGUCUUAUUAUCGCGAGACGUGCUACGAUUUUUCUCAUGAUUGUUUUCUUUUUUUCAGUUUACUUUACGAGAAUCGAUAACUACUAACAAGUCUGAUAAGAGAGAGCUUUUUUUAAUUUCUCUAUUUAUGUGUGCAAAUGACACGUACGAUAAAGACUGAGAUUCCGUGUGAAAACACAGAACCGCUUUCCCACCUUCUUGUGGCAUUUCAUUUCUUUCGCGAGAAAAUACUUUCAAAUCAUGCGACAUCAUUAUAAUGUCUAUUUAUUUCAUACAUAUCGUACACGCGAAUGAUUAAUGUGAUUCAUCUCAAUAGAUAUUCCAAAUAUUCCAAUAAUUCAUAUCUAUUUACAUGAUAAAAAUACAAAAGAAAUUUCUAAAUUAUAGAUACUAAUUUUUUCACAAGUCAAACGCGUGACAGUUUGUAUUAAAAAAUUGAUAUUGUGUACAAACUGAUUUUCUUCAUUAUUUCACGUGUCUGUAAAAUACGUGUAUUAGCAAAAGUGAUUGACUUUGUGCAUAGAUUACUUGAUUAUCAUUCUUUGCUACGUUCUUCAAUUUUUAUCCUAAUGAGAAAUAACGCGAAAUUGAUUUGAUCUCGAGAAAGCGAAAGAGCACAGAUGGUGAAGUUUUCGUAGUUUUUGUAGAAUGUAGAAUUUUAGUUUUAGGAGAAAAAUGAUUGGAACCGUAGUAGAAGGUGAGAAAUUAACUCUUUCGGCUGAGUUAAAUAAUAGUUUAUUUAUUUCUGUCUUUGUAAUUUUUUUUUCCUAAUAGAAUAUAUGAAAAAUUCGUGUAAAAAUGCAAUUUUUACGGUAUAAGAAUCGGAUAUUCAAAGCUCUUUGAAGUUUCGAUAGAUUUAAAAGUUAAAGUGCCCUCAGGACACAAAUUCUUUGAGACUUUUACUGAGCUAUGAAUCUGAUGAUUCAAAUAUUCAAGAGACCCCAUUGCUUAAUGAUUCAAGAAAAUCUACUCCUCUCGAAAAUCCAAUCCUCGAUAAAUCCUGCUCAGUCAUAGAAGAGUUUAACUAUCCAUGUCUGAUACCUUCCACACCAAAAAGCGAGAAGAAACCUUACUUUUCGUACGAUUUUAUGGUAGCACGUUUUAAUAUAAGGUAAGUUAGAGCGACAGAGUAAUCGAUAGUAAUGCGUUUUUUACGAAGGGAGCGUCGACUUUUUAUUUUUUAAGGGACAUUGCACGCGUGUGCGAGCAUCGUCGUCAAUGCGGCACACGCGACAAUGUGUUAUCACGGUGAUAAGCAAGUGAGUUAAUCUAAGAUAUUUUUUAAGCUCCCGCAUAUAUUCGCGCACAGAGAAAUAGCGACCGUCCGAAUCUCAUCUUUAUAUUUAUACCAAGCACGUUCUUCAUGUCACGUGUUACACGUUUUUCAUGGAUCAAAUGAUAAAAAAAAAAUGAUUUAUGAUCAAUUUGAUCCGUGGUUUAUCAUAAUUUUGAAUAUUUGCAUUAAGUGUUUACACGUGUGACAUGGAAUGGGAACGAUAAAUACCUAAAAUACAGGCCUUAUUAGUACGUAAGAUAAUAUUUUCUACAUAGAAUAGCAUCGAUAAGUAACAUUAAUCUGCGCAAAGUAGUUCUCGCAUUUGUUAAAUUCUACCUCCUCGAUAGGAAUCUAUACAUUUAAUUAAGUAUAUCUCUAGGUAUUAUUUUUUAGAUAUAUAUUAAUUCUCUACAAAUUUUAAGCUUUCGCGCGAUACGUCUGUAAAAAUUUUAGAGAGAUAAGAAAUUACAUAUAGUGUUUAUUAUUAAUAUAUGUAUAUGUGUAAAUACAUAUUUCUUAUUUAA